CGUCCUGCGGCAGCUGCGACGCGAGGGGUGCAGGGCGGACGGCGCUGCCCCUCUGAGCCCCGGCCGGAGACCCGAACCCUGUGCCGGGAGUUGUGCUUUUCCAUCAGCUUUCGUCAUUUGAAAUAAUAGAACGGUUUAUGUGCCUCUAACGGCUCCAGUGUGUUUACCCUUCCGGUUUUGCUGCCAACCCAGGAAAAUUCCUCUGUAGGAUCAUAAAAGGAGCAAGAAGAAUACACUUCCCAUCCUUAACUUGAGAAUCAUGGCUGCAGGAAAAUUUGCAAGCCUUCCCAGAAACAUGCCAGUGAAUCACCAGUUCCCCCUGGCCUCAUCCAUGGACCUUCUGAGCAGCAAGUCCCCUCUCGCUGAGCACCGCACAGAUGCCUAUCAAGACGUGUCUAUACAUGGCACCCUUCCACGGAAGAAAAAAGGCCCUCCUCCCAUCAGGUCCUGUGAUAACGUCAGUCACAUGGGCACCCUCCCUCACUCCAAAUCCCCACGGCAGAACUCGCCUCUGACCCAGGACAUCAUCCAGGAGAACCCACUGCAAGACUGGAAAGGUGAAACCUUCACCUUCAGGGAUCCACACCUUCUGGACCCAACGCUGGAAUAUGUGAAGUUCUCCAAGGACAGGCACGUCAUGGACAAGACCCCUGAGAGGCUGAAGAAGGAGCUGGAGGAGGAGCUGCUGCUGAGCAGUGAGGACCUGCGCAGCCACGCCUGGUACCACGGCCGCAUCCCCCGACAGGUGUCUGAAAAUCUCGUGCAGCGAGAUGGCGACUUCCUGGUCCGCGACUCUCUGUCCAGCCCUGGAAACUUUGUCCUGACCUGCCAGUGGAAGAACCUCGCUCAGCACUUCAAGAUCCACCGGACGGUUCUACGGCUCAGCGAGGCCUACAGCCGCGUGCAGUACCAGUUCGAGACAGAGAGCUUCGACUCCAUCCCCGGCCUGGUGCGCUGCUAUGUGGGCAACCGCCGGCCCAUCUCCCAGCAGAGCGGCGCCAUCAUCUUCCAGCCCAUCAAUCGGACAGUGCCCCUGAGGUGUCUGGAGGAGCGGUACGGCACCUCCCCGGGCCGGGCCCGAGAGGGCAGCCUCGUCGAGGGGAGGCCAGACGUGGCGAAGAGGCUGAGCCUCACCACGGGCGGCAUCCAGGCCCGAGAGCAGAACUUGCCAAGGGGAAACCUCCUCAGGGUAGCCAGCCAGCCUGCCUGGAUCACAUGCAGGACAGACGGGCCUUCUCGCUCAAAGCCCACCAGUCUGAAGGCUACCUACCCAUUGGCUGUAAACUGCCCCCCCAGGCCCCGGGUGUGGACACGAACCCCUGCCCAAACUCACCCGUGUUCAGGACAGGCAGCGAACCCACACUGAGCCCAGCGAUGGUUCGGAGGGUCUCCUUGGACACUAGGGCAGGGGAGGCUCUGAGGGGCUCAGACAGCCAGCUGUGCCCCAAGCCACCCCCCAAGCCCUGCAAGGUGCCCUUCCUCAAGACUCCCCCGUCUCCAUCCACCUGGCUCAACUCGGAGGCCAACUACUGUGAACUGAACCCCGCCUUUGCCCCAGGCUGUAACAGGGGGGCCAGGCUGCCCCUGUGUGCCCAGGGAAGCUCCACAGAGCGGCUGACAGCCCGGCAGAAUGGGGUGCCAGGUCCCCGGAACUCUGGAAUCAACUAUUCGAUCCUUGAUGGCGAUGACGAGGCGGCACCUUGGGAACCGCCGACAGCACAGAUGGACAAGGGGCCGGAGGACCAGGGCGCAUUUGUGAAGCCCCUCAUGGAGACUGAGUCCUCCUUCCGGCCCAAUGACUUCGAGUCCAAGCUCCUUCCGCCAGAGAACAAGCCCCUGGAAACGGCGAUGUUGAAACGUGCCAAAGAACUGUUCACCAGCAGCGACCCCAAGGCAAUCGCCCAGCACAUGCUCAGCAUGGACUGCAAGGUUGCUAGGAUACUCGCAGUCUCCGAGGAGAUGAGGAGGAACAUGGGAGUGAGCUCGGGGCUGGAGCUCAUUACCUUGCCUCAUGGACACCAGCUGCGCCUGGACAUCAUUGAAAGACACAACACGAUGGCCAUCGGCAUUGCGGUGGACCUCCUGGGCUGCACGGGCACUUUGGAGGACCGAGCAGCCACCCUCAACAAGAUCAUCCAGGUGGCCGUGGAACUGAAGGAGUCCAUGGGGGACCUCUACUCCUUCUCAGCCGUGAUGAAAGCCCUGGAAAUGCCGCAGAUCACAAGAUUAGAGAAAACAUGGACUGCCCUGCGGCACCAGCACACCCAAACGGCCAUCCUCUAUGAGAAGCAGCUGAAGCCCUUCAGCAAAGUCCUGCACGAAGGCAGAGAGACUACUUGUGGGCCCUCAAGCAACGUAUCAGUCCCACUGCUGAUGCCCCUCGUGACCUUACUGGAGCGCCAGGCGGUCACUUUCGAAGGAACCGACAUGUGGGAAAAAAAUGACCAGAGCUGUGAAAUUAUGCUGAACCAUCUGGCCACAGCCCGGCGCAUGGCUGAGGCUGCGGACAGCUACCGGCUGAACGCCGAGAGGGUCCUGGCAGGGUUUCAACCAGAUGAAGAAAUGAGUGAAAUCUUCAAGACUGAAUUUCAAAUGCGACUGCUAUGGGGCAGCAAAGGUGCACAAGUCAGUCAGGCCGAGCGGUAUGAGAAGUUCAACCAGAUCUUAACUGCCCUCUCCCGAAAACUGGAGCCGCCUCCCGUGAAGCAGGCGGGGCUUUGACACCCUCGAGCCCCUUAGGUGUUAUCUCAAGCUUCUCCAGUUUCGUCUUUGGGAAAGCUUAUUUGAUUAAGUAACAAUGUGCAGAGCUGACAAUACAUAAACUUUUAGUAUCCAUGGUUAUUAAAUGUGUACAUUGCACAGAGCACACUUAUUUAUGAAUUGUUUAAAAUUACUACUGAUUUUUAAAUGAAUAAUUUAUUAUGAAGUAACUAUUGCUAAUGUUGAUCAGUAAAUUUAAGACCUAGCUAUGUUGGCUGGUUGCUUUCUAUUGUCAUGGUAUUUGACCACUUUCAUUUUAAUGCCAUGUUAGGUAAGUGUCAACAGAAGAGUUUAAAAGAAAAGCAUGAAACAUUUCAGAAGAUAUCAGUUGUAUGAUAUUCUUUAAAUAAAUAUGAAAACUGUACAUAGUCACGAAUGAAAAUAUAUCACUCUGUGAAA
Molecule: messenger RNA, 3159 nt
Organism: Tupaia belangeri chinensis (Chinese tree shrew)
Lineage: Eukaryota; Metazoa; Chordata; Mammalia; Scandentia; Tupaiidae
Gene: BCAR3
Product: BCAR3 adaptor protein, NSP family member
Biological process (GO): small GTPase-mediated signal transduction; positive regulation of peptidyl-serine phosphorylation
Molecular function (GO): phosphotyrosine residue binding; guanyl-nucleotide exchange factor activity
Source: RefSeq, a predicted model, not a curated record